Molecule: messenger RNA, 288 nt
Organism: Macrosiphum euphorbiae (potato aphid)
Lineage: Eukaryota; Metazoa; Arthropoda; Insecta; Hemiptera; Aphididae
Source: the annotation of a GenBank genome assembly
AUGAAAGUUUUACCAAAUUCUAAAUCAUUUAGACUUAAAUCUGUAUGUGAAACACGCUGGAUCGAACGACACGAUGCAAUUCUUCAAUUUCUUGAAUUAUACGAUGUUAUUAUAAAUUGCUUGGAUGAACUUGUAAACUCUAAUGAGGAAAUUGCGCUCACUUCUAGUAAAGCUAACAAUUUACUAAAUUCUAUGUUGAAAUUUGAAUUUUUAAUUACACUUCAAGUUUUGGCAGAAUUAUUUUCAAUUACUUUGCCUCUCAAAGCAACUGCAAAAUCAAAGUUUUAA